Messenger RNA from Amoebophrya sp. A25, 328 nucleotides. The record is from the annotation of a GenBank genome assembly. NCBI's taxonomy places the organism in Eukaryota, Dinophyceae, Syndiniales, Amoebophryaceae.
GUGCAGCAGAUCGAUCAGAUGCUUGCCAAGGAGUUCGCUGGUGGUACUAGUACCAAAACGAUUGUUGUCCGCUUAGUAUCCGUAGAACAUGUGAAGACCGACUUGAUGGAAGCCGGUAACCAAGAUUUCUACGCUAUAGUUCUCCACGAAAGUGAAGAUCCAGCUUGUUCGUUCCCUGACGAAAGGAUGACGACUGUUGUGGAAGGGGAGUACGAGGAUGAAGAUUUGAAGUUGUAUGAGGGUGCGACGUGGAAUCAAGAGAUCAUGUUGGAGAUUGCACCUGGGGAAACGUCUAUCCAAGUUUCAGUGUGGGACGCGGAUGCUGGUG